CAAUUUUAAGCAACCCUUGUCUGCAAGAUAUUGAUUUAAGAAAUAUUUUUCAAGUCAAAUGUGCUGUUUCAAACUAUCAUGGGCACGGUUUUAAGUUUUAAUCCAAGGGAUAGACAUCCGAUCUACUCGUCACAACCCAACUUUCCGUAUAAUCAAUCUGUUGAUAUUCAAGCUGAUAAAAUACACGAAUCAACUGGAUCUAUCGACUCUCACUUAAACAACUUUUCAUACGAGCAAUUGAAUAAUGCUAAAAAUCGCGAAAACAAGAAAUCUGUUAUUCAACAAUUACCCAAAAAUGGAAUGGGACAACAAAGAACCUGUGGAAAUAUGCAAUUUAAUAUACAUCCUCAAAUAAACUCGCAUAACUUUAACAAUUUAACAAAUUCAUCAAAGGAUACAAUUAAUAAUGACUUAGAUUCUCAUAAUGAAAAUUCAAUAGUUAUAUCGGAAAAGAGUUCAAUUGAAAAAAGUUUAAAGAAGCAUUCACUUUUUAUUAAUGCUCUAUCAUGGAAAAAGCUUUCGACUUCUCACAACAAAAAGAAAGUCGAAAACAAAAAUAAAUGUGCGAAUAUUCCAACUGCGUGCUUCAAGGCUCAUCUUUUGGAAUCGUCAUAUUCAAACUCAUCAGAUAAAAAUAAAAAUAUACAAUUACAUUGUAAUCAUUUUGAAGAACAUCACCACCAACACUGCAAUCAAAGUCAAGGUAAUCGGGAGCUUCCUCAUUUUUCGACAAAUAAAACGCUGAGGUCAUCAACUGCUAAAGAGCUAGGAAGAUUCAAUAAUACAAGUUCUAUAGCUAACCACAAUAAGUUGAUUCAGAAGCAACCACUUACUCUUUCAUUGCCCCAGCAAUUACAGACAACUUCAAAUCAAGCAAAAAACAUUAAUCAAAAUCAUAUUCCUCGUAAAACUGUAAUCCAGGCUUCUACUUCUGAGCUAUUAAAAUGCUUAGGCAUGUUUUUGCAUUAUCGAUGCCAACGCCUUAACAACUUCGAUCCAGGGGAUGCAGUAAUGUGGCUUAGAGCUGUUGAUCGUAGCCUAUUACUACAAGGAUGGCAGGACGUCGCAUUUAUUAACCCAGCAAAUGUUGUUUUCGUUUAUAUGUUAGUUCGAGAGCUUGUAAAUGGAGAAGAAACAAAGGAAUCUGAUCUUCAAGCAUCUGUACUUACUUGUUUAUAUCUCUCAUAUUCUUAUAUGGGUAACGAAAUCAGCUAUCCCCUUAAACCGUUUUUGGUAGAAGACUCAAAAGAGCACUUCUGGGACAGGUGUCUGGUGAUCGUAAAUAAAUUAAGUAAUAAAAUGCUGAAAAUCAACGCAGAGCCAGCUUUUUUCACGGAAGUAUUCACAGAGUUAAAAUCUUGCGGACAGUUUCAGCCAAGCUCUAUGACAAAGACAUCAUGCGGGGGCGCCUGACGGAAAGACGGGCAGCAGAUUGUAUUUCGACUCUCUCUAUCUACACAACAGCAGACUUUAAAUGACAAACCAAAACCAAAUUAGUGGUAAUAAAGUUAAGAAUUUUAUAAAUUAUUAGAAAAUUUCUUUAUGUCACCAUCCCA
Messenger RNA from Drosophila busckii, 1556 nucleotides. It is a transcript of the gene Cdk5alpha, whose product is annotated as cyclin-dependent kinase 5 activator 1. Gene Ontology annotation, biological process: activation of protein kinase activity; positive regulation of cyclin-dependent protein serine/threonine kinase activity. Lineage: Eukaryota; Metazoa; Arthropoda; Insecta; Diptera; Drosophilidae. The coding region runs from base 79 to 1413 and encodes 444 amino acids. The transcript has 5 exons. The record is from RefSeq and is a predicted model, not a curated record. Gene Ontology annotation, cellular component: protein kinase 5 complex; cytoplasm. Gene Ontology annotation, molecular function: cyclin-dependent protein serine/threonine kinase activator activity; protein kinase binding.